This is a messenger RNA of Aspergillus aculeatus ATCC 16872, 2100 nucleotides long. RefSeq lists its product as uncharacterized. Gene Ontology annotation, molecular function: protein kinase activator activity; phosphorelay response regulator activity. The annotation marks the transcript as partial. The transcript has 3 exons. Gene Ontology annotation, biological process: osmosensory signaling via phosphorelay pathway. NCBI's taxonomy places the organism in Eukaryota, Fungi, Ascomycota, Eurotiomycetes, Eurotiales, Aspergillaceae. The record is from RefSeq and is a predicted model, not a curated record. Gene Ontology annotation, cellular component: Mcs4 RR-MAPKKK complex.
UCUUCCAGUGCACCCCGACUCCCGCUGCAGCGCAAGCCUGUCGCUCGCACCUCAUCAUCCAGCAAACGUCCCAACUCAAGCUUGUGUUCUGAGCACGGUCACCCCCCACCAACAACGAGUCUCGCCCCCGAUCGCCUACCCUCGCCGAUACCAACCCCUCCUCCUCCAAGUGCCGGUCGCGCCAACGCCCCGUCUUUCCAGCUUGCUUUCAACAAUCUGGGCCUGGAACGCCUGGGGUCUGCGGCCGUUGAACCUCAAUUACCCGUCUUAGAUGCAGUUGCGGAAAAUCCGUCCGGAGAAUCCACAACCUACCAGGUCGUAACUUCAACGACACCCGCACCGUUCCCGAAGCGUCCAAGUCUUGGUUCUCGCCGUCAGUCACUGCUUGCGCCGUCGCACCAACAUCUGAUUAACAGCCUGCUGGAUUCGGGACCCACGGGUGAACCUGACGGAUUUGACAACGGUCGCUUCAAUACGUACGGCACAGGCAUGGUUCGCAAGAUCUGGGUCAAGCGGCCAGGUGGGUCGGCCACUCUGGUCCCCACCACGGAUGACUUCGUGGUGGACGAGCUGCGAGACCAGGUGAUCAACAAGUAUGCCAACUCCCUGGGCAAGACUUUCGAUGCGCCCGAUAUCGUCAUCCGGAUCUCACCCCGAGAGGGCUCCAAUCGACAAACGACCCCCGAUCGGAUCCUGAGCCCAGAGGAGUCAUUGAUGAACGUGGUGGACACCUACUAUCCCGGAGGGCAAGUCAUUGAGGAGGCUCUUAUUAUCGACAUACCUCAGAGACGCACACCCAAACCGUCCCCGCGCCCUCAAGUCUACUAUAACCAGUCCGAGCCCGGCGAGCAUGGCGACUACUUCCCUCUCAUGCCAGCAAAUCCCACUGUUCCCACACCGCCAUCACAUCCAAACAACUCCUCUGCCAGUGUCAACGCUCAUCCCGCCCCGUCAAUAUCAAUCCUCACCACAGGUAUGGCCCCGCCACUGCCUUCGCCGGGAAGCCGAGGGAAUCGACACCCGCGUCGGCCACCACUUACUCGCCAUACUACAAACUCUCCUACGAUGCUAGGCCAGGUGACGGCCCCGAAAGACCCCAACGGUGUCCCAGGACCUCUAUCGUCCCAGCCGGUGCCUUCCAUUCCCACUCCGCCCGGUCCUCCCCCGGAGUCGCCCCAGGCCAAGUCGCUUACACCUCCUGCACGUGGAGCUUCUCCGCGGCCCCGUCCGUCUGCGUCGUCCGCCAAGCCAAAGAAACCGAGUGCGACGCAGUCAUUGAGUGGCGCCUUUGGUGGUCUCAUUGAGGGCACGGUGCCACCGAUCAACGUGUUGAUCGUUGAGGACAACAACAUCAAUCAAAGGCUUUUGGAAGCGUUCAUGAAGCGUCUGAGUGUGCGUUGGAAGUGCGCUGCAAACGGCGCAGAGGCUGUGAAGAAAUGGCGACAGGGCGGUUUCCACUUGGUCUUGAUGGAUAUUCAAUUGCCCGUCAUGAAUGGAUUAGAUGCAACGAAGGAGAUUCGGCGACUGGAGCGGCUGAACGGCAUUGGCGUGUUCCCCAAGACCGCCGAUGGACGGGCUAGUGCGGCCACGGCUAGUGUGACCUCACCGCUAGCUAUUACAGGCAACAGUGAUCCCCUGAAUGAAGAAGACACGUUACAUGACUUGUCUCUAUUCAAAAGCCCGGUCAUUAUCGUGGCGUUGACGGCGAGCAGCUUGCAGAGUGAUCGUCAUGAAGCCCUGGCGGCUGGCUGCAAUGACUUCUUGACCAAGCCUGUGCGGUUUGAAUGGUUGCAGCAGAAGGUCACGGAAUGGGGAUGCAUGCAAGCUCUGAUCGACUUCGAGGGCUGGCGCAAGUGGCGUGGCUACGCCAAUGAUACCUGCUACUUCCCAACGGCGGAAGGUCAUACAAGCCCCAUGCAGACCGGACCCGAGACAGCCUCGAAGAAACCGUCCCCGAGUAUCACUCCCUCGCCGUCUUCGGUGCUCAGCCAGAAUGGCAAGAAGGAGCGCAAGGCCCUCCAUCUGCCCCAACUCAUUGAUGUGACCCCGGAGGAUUCUUCCGGAAGUGGGAGCGGAGAGGGACUGGAUUCGCCAAGCAGC